Molecule: messenger RNA, 2178 nt
Organism: Vanessa atalanta (red admiral)
Lineage: Eukaryota; Metazoa; Arthropoda; Insecta; Lepidoptera; Nymphalidae
Exons: 14
Coding region: 89-1585 (498 amino acids)
Source: RefSeq, a predicted model, not a curated record
AGAGCGCGUGUCGCAGUUUCUAACGGCGGACGUUCCUAGUCGCAGCUUGAAGCCAUCGAAACGCGGGAAACCGAUACAAGCAACAAAGAUGAAUUCAGCAGUGAUAUUGGGGUUAUUGGUUGUCACAUGUUCGAAUGUUCUAUCGGCCCCGAUAGCGCACAAUACAGAACAAGAUACUGGAGAAGUGAAAUCUGAUGUUCCGGUAAAAGAGUUAGAAAAUCUUAAAAUGGAAGAGGCAAGUAAGGAGACCGUUCCUGGAAUGCAAAGUGAACAUAUGGAAUUUCAUCGACUUGAUUCCGUACAAGCGAAUGGUGAGCUUGUCUCCAGGUUAGAGCAACAUGCCUCAGCUGAUGCGACGGGAGAUGAGAAGCCUCUUGUACAUGCACAGACUCAGCUAGACUUGCCCGCUGAGGGAGUUCACAAAGUUCUGGUGCAAGAUGGAGCGCACAUUAGCGUGUUGGACGCGACAGCUGCUACCACUAUUGCACCGGAGGAACAAACCACUAAAGUAUUCCACGGCGCAGCUCGUUUAAUCCAACCUGGGUCUGGGACUAACACUCCUCAAAACGGACACACGGCUGUACGACGUGCAUUCAACGCUGACAUUACUAAGGAGACAAAUAAUAAUAUGGAUCACUACUCUGCGUACGCGGGGGUGCAGUACUCGCCGUUAGACAUGGCCGAGUAUGUUUUCUGGACCGGAGACGAGCGGGGCGUGACGACGGCUAUCGAAGAGUUCCUACAAGAAGGAAUGAUGACAAAAGAAGAGGCCAUAGCGUUCCUGCAGGAGAUCAAGUUCAACAUCGAUUACCUCCGCGCUCACUACACGCAGAACAUAAAGGCGGCUGAGGAAAGCGCGCAACAAGAGAAACUGAGAAACUUCAUUAUGGAACAAAACGCUAAGGAAUACCAAUACCAUCAGGUGCCACCCCAGUCGUUUCCGUUCGGUGGAAGCCCAGACAUAAUCCGUUCGAUAUCUGGAAAGACGUGGGACUUGAGUAACAAUCUCGGCGUGAUACCCUCGCUACCCGUCACCAGCGACCUGCGCCCUGAGCCCGUGAAGCGGACUUACGAUCCCGUACUUCAGACCAAUGUCAUAAGCACAUCUGACUACGAUCGUGAGAAUCCAGUGAUCAGCGAAGAGGAGUACGAGGAAAUGAUGGACAAGCUACGGGCGGCCGACACCUUGUACACCGAGUAUACCUUGGAGGAGAUCAUUUACCAACUGGCUAAGAUGAUGUUCUCGCAGUCGCUGGGGCGCGAGGCGGCGUCGGCGCGCGCGGCCACGCAGCGCUUCAUGGCCUUCCUCGAGCUGGAGGCGCAGCGCGGGCAGCUGUCGCGCACCAUACAGAAGAAAGUGCUCGACGUGAUGAUGGCGGCAUUGACAGACACGAUCAACGAUCAUCCUGAACUCCUACAGGCGCGGGAUGGACUUGGCCUGUCUCCUUCUAACCGAAUAAUGCAUCAGUUUUUGGAGACGAGUGCACCAGAACCGAGCGUGUCCCGAGCGAUCCUGGCAGCUUACAAAGACGAACUAUUAAAAGGACCCCCUCUGCAUAAAUUCUCUUUUGCCGAGAGAAACUAAAUCCAACGUAUAACUUCGCAUUUCAAGUCUCCUGCCAUUUGAUUUGAUCUCUAUUUUAGUUUUGCUACAAUUUCCUUAGGAAAUUUAUACAUUACAUAAUGCCAAAAUGUAGUACGUAAGAUUCAUUUGAGCUUUUGAAUGGUUAAAAUACUAUAAAAAAUAUAGCCGAUUAUUAUUAUCGUAAGAAAUAACCAAUAUUGCUUGUGACAAAUAUGUCAUACUUAAUAUUACUUAUUUGUAUGUAAUAAGGUACCUGAUGAGAAAAAAGUCGGUUUCGUUUUACAUCUAUUGAUUUAAUGUAAUCAAUAUUCGAGAUACAUUCUCAUAUUCAUUUUUAAUGAUUAAUUCAUUUAUUACUUUAGUAGAUGAAAUAUAAUUAUAAUCUACAUACAUAAUUACUAAAAAUUUUAGACCAUUUUAUAAGAAUCGGUAAAAAAAUGAGAAAUAAGAUAUUUACAGAUAAGCAAUUUCAUAACUGGGUGCCGAAACCUUUGAAAAAUCGAUAAUCUAUUUAAAUGGAAUUCACAUCACUAACUGUAAAAAACACAAUUAUUUGUUGAAAGAUGUUUUCUUUUUUGUAAACCAAAGUGGCU